This is a messenger RNA of Botrytis byssoidea, 906 nucleotides long. RefSeq lists its product as uncharacterized. Bases 1 to 906 code for a protein of 301 amino acids. Gene Ontology annotation, molecular function: catalytic activity. The record is from RefSeq and is a predicted model, not a curated record. NCBI's taxonomy places the organism in Eukaryota, Fungi, Ascomycota, Leotiomycetes, Helotiales, Sclerotiniaceae. The transcript is spliced from 4 exons.
AUGACCCAAACAUCGAUUCCACCCAGAUAUGUCCGAGUCGCAGUGACAGAAUUUGAGCCUAUUUGGCUCGAUUUGCAAAAGACGGUCGAUAAAACAUGUCUUCUUAUCAAGGAGGCGUCUGUGAAUGGAGCACAGCUGGUCUCAUUCCCAGAAUGCUGGAUCCCAGGGUAUCCAUCAUGGAUAUGGACUCGAAGUGUUGAUUUUGAUCUCUCUACUACCUACAUCAAAAACUCAUUACGUAUCGAUUCACCCGAGAUGGGUCGCAUAUGUGCAGCAGCGAAAGAAGGCAAUAUAUCAGUCGUCUUGGGUUUUAGCGAGAAUUGGAAUCACUCUCUUUACAUCUCUCAAGCAAUUAUCGAUCAUGAAGGCAUCAUACGAGUGAAAUGUCGAAAGCUCAAGGCUACACACAUGGAGAGAACUGUAUUUGGUGAGGCAUCAGGAUCAUCGUUGACGAACGUAGUUGAUCUCGAUGGCAUUGGACGACGCGAAACUAUUCACGUCUCCCAGUGGCCACCGAUAUGGGAACAUAGUGGAGGGCCUGAUCUUUGGUCCAUGUCCAGAGACGGAAGCCGAACCCUUUCGCAGGCACAUGCCAUAGAAUCACAAUCAUUCGUCUUGCAUACUACAGCAGUGCUUAGUCAGGACGGAAUCGAUAAAAUGGAUACUAGUAAUGGUCUGGUUAUGAACGCGCCUGGUGGAGGCACUUCUGCCAUUUUCGGCCCAGAUGGUCGAAAAUUGUCCGAAGAUUUGCCAGAUACAGUUGAGGGUUUCUUAUAUGCAGAUCUCGAUCUGGAUGUAAUUCUGAAAUCGAGGAGUUUCUUGGAUGUCUGUGGUCAUUAUAGUCGACCCGAUUUGCUCGCUAUAAGUGUUGACGAUAUAGAAAGGGUUUUGGUGAACAGUGCGUAA